Molecule: messenger RNA, 2418 nt
Organism: Symbiodinium pilosum
Lineage: Eukaryota; Dinophyceae; Suessiales; Symbiodiniaceae
Source: the annotation of a GenBank genome assembly
GACCCCAUGAGCCCGGCCGAACAUCGGGCCGAAGAUCGCCCCGAAGAGGGCGAGUCACGCCCCGAAGCCGAGGAGGCUGCGCCAACGGAUGCAGAGCCGGACUCCAUGCAGGCUGAAGAGGCUGAAGGUUCCCCACGCCACUGGGACGAGGAAGAUGGCAUGUACGUCAGAACUGGUUCUCGUGGCGAGCUCGAGGUGCUUGAUGUGAAUUUCUGCGGCAGGGCACAGAGACGCCUGGCCCGCCAUGCUCGCAGAGCUCGAAUACCUUUGGUCUCUCGGGCACUUGUGGUAGAGGAGGAGUUUGUUGAUGUGGACCAGGUCACAAGCGAAGUUCACGAUGCGGAGCCUGACCGUACCUUGCACAUGGAGGUCUCGAGUGAUGAGGCCGACGUCGCUGAUAUGGCCGUCGCACAACGUCCUCGACAGCAUCAGCGCCCAGCAGGCGCUCCGACCCGGAGUGCGGCGCUGAGCAUCAACUCAGGGCGCAUGGCCCGCCUCCCUCCGAGGCCUAAAGCAAAGGCAAAGUCCAAGCGAAAAGGCCAAGCUUCUGCAUCUGGUGGCUCUGCUGGCUCAGCCGGGUCUGCAGGCUCCGCAGGUUCUGUGGGUUCUGCCAGGCAGCAGGAUAGCUUCGACACGCUACCUACAUCUGCCACAGAACGGCUUGAGAGUGAUGGCUGGGGUGCAGCUGGCUUUGAAGGCCAACCGACCUCAUCCUCCUCCAGCUGGGCGUGGCCUGAGGAUGAUGGUCCGAGUGCCACUGCCCUGCCUGCACUGCUUCAGCUGCCACUGUCUCCGGAGCAGGCGAGUCCCGAGGAAGGGGUCGACAAUCCGACCCUGCCGGAGUCCUGGUUCCAGGAGCCAGACGAUGCGGAGGUUGCUGCUGCGCCGUCCAGCGAAGCUGCUGAAGGUACUGGCCUCUCCGUUAUCUACGUCGAGCCCGUGAGGCCUGGAAUGGAGCCCCGACACUGCCGCGAGUGCCAUGCUGCCUUCUCCAUGGGCGAACUACGCCUGGGAUACACUCCUUGCGGGGUUGCGGCGGACGGCCGGCAAUUUCAUCCUGUCUGGGUACAUGCCUUCACCUGUGCGCGCAGGGCUCGCUUAGCCAUCCGAUUUGAUGGAGAGUCCGCCAGCUUCAGCCCAGCAGUUUCGGUAGCCGACCGUAACCGCCUUGUAGAGGAGCUUCGGCAGGUGCACCAGUUCCUGUCCCUGCAGCAUCGCUCCCAACCGCGACAACUGUGCAUCCGGCCUUGGCGCUACAUCCCUUCAGUGCUUCAGCGCUGGCCUGUGCUUCGCCUCAGCCCAGUGGCGGAGAGUGAACGUCCUGGCUGGCGGCUCCCGUCACCUCCCCGGAGGGCCUCGCCUCCGAGCCGCCUGCACCGGCGUUCUCCUUCGCCCGAAAUUAUAGGUGGCAUCGAAGGUUGGGCUGAGGACGAAAUCAUGGAUGGCGAUGCUGGCGGUCCUAUGGUUCAGCAGGUUCUUGCGCAGCUGGUAUCCAGAAGUCUGCGACCAGCAAGUGCUAUGCAGUCGCUGGAUGAUUUGCCCAUAAUACCAAAUUUUCUGGCCCAUUCCGACUUGGCCACCAGCCCAGCUGAGCCAUCUCUUAUGAGUACCGCCACCAUGCGGCUUCUGGCAGAGGUACCAGUCUUCAAAGCGGAGAAGAAAUCGGCGGAGCCCUGUGUGGUGUGCCGCGACGAUAUCUUAGUGGGCCAGGAGUGCCGGCGCCUUCCGUGCCUGCACUUCUUCCACAAGGAGUGCAUUGACCGCUGGAUUUCCGUUAAGGCAACCUGCCCCCUGGACAACCUCAAGCUUGAGGAUAUGCUGAGGGAGCAACAUUCCCUGGAGAAUGGCGAGGAGCCCAUCCCAAGACGAAGAUCUCGGUCCAGGUCAAGAUCGCCAAGGCUGCCACCCCCGCCCACGCCUCCGCCGGAUAGGCUCCUUCGCAGAAGCCGCUGGGACCAUGUUGGAGAGGGCUACGGAUUCCAGAUGCCCGCUUGGCGCCACUCACGGUGGGGCCCACGGCCUGCAGGAAAUUGGCCUUCACACGGUGGAUGGGCUCAAGGCGUUCAGGGCCAGCUGAUGGGCCCCAGACCCUGGUCUGUGAUGGGGAUGCAGGUGCAAAAUCCGCAGCCCUUCCCACAGCCCCACCUGACUCCUGCAAUGAUGUCCCAAGGUCAGGGACGACCCGCAAUGCCUACGCCUCCACCGCCAGGUGACAUCAGGCCUCCAGCCUGGUCUCCGCCCAUGAUGCCCGUGCCAUUGCCCAUGCCCCUUUUCCAAGCCAGGCCAGUUGUUCGGCCCAGCAUCCCAACAGGAUCCACACCCAUCCCGCCCCCGCCGCCUCCCCUUCGGCGGCCGGUCGUCCCCAGAUCACGGUCGCCUCACACCACAGGAGGGCCGAACGAUCCCCCGCCGUGGUAA